Castor canadensis (American beaver) is the source of this 2330-nucleotide messenger RNA. RefSeq names its product SH2 domain containing 3A (gene Sh2d3a). Gene Ontology annotation, biological process: positive regulation of peptidyl-serine phosphorylation; small GTPase-mediated signal transduction. The record is from RefSeq and is a predicted model, not a curated record. NCBI's taxonomy places the organism in Eukaryota, Metazoa, Chordata, Mammalia, Rodentia, Castoridae. Gene Ontology annotation, molecular function: phosphotyrosine residue binding; guanyl-nucleotide exchange factor activity.
AUGCAGGUGCUACAGGAUGGAGAGGACCUUGCCCGCCAGCCCUGGUACCACGGCCCCCUAUCCCGCCAGAAGGCUGAAGCUCUUCUUCUGCAAGAUGGCGACUUCCUGGUUCGUGCCUCAGGGUCACGUGGGGGCCACCCUGUGAUCACAUGCCGCUGGCAGGGCUCAGCUCUACACUUCGAGGUGUUCCGUGUGGCCCUGCGUCCCCGGCCAGGUCGGCCAAUGGCCCUCUUUCAGCUGGAGGAUGAAAGGUUCCCCAGCAUGUCUGCCCUGGUUCACAGUUACAUGACUGGCCGGCGUCCAUUGUCCCAGGCCACAGGGGCUGUGGCCUCCAGACCUGUGAUUCGGGAAGGCUCUCUGCGGCGAAGCUUUAGCGAGGAUGCCCUCAUGGACAGCCCAGCUCAGACCAAGCCUCUCAGGGCUAGGAAGUGGAGCACCAGCCAACCUGCAGACUUGGAGCAGACAGGGCAAUCAAAAGAAGACCACUCAGGACCAGGAGCCUCCACUAUGCCAGGAUCUGCCCUGUGCCGGACAGGCAGCGACCCGGUGUUGCUGAAGACACCAGCUCCCCUGGAGACCAUUGCUGACGUUCUCAGGGCCUCUGAUGGACAGCUUCAUGCCAAGGCACCAACAAAGCCCCUCCGGACACCCUCUCUGGCAUUUCGUGAGGCCUCUGGACGCCCCCCAACGUACUGUGAUCUGGUGCCACGAGUGCUCAGUGCCCAGGGAAAGUCCCCUGGCCAAAGCUGUCCAGAGCCAGAGGCCCCAUGGUGGGAGGCUGAGGAGGAGGAGGAGGAAGAGGAAGAGGCGUGUUUUGUAAGACCACAUGCCGAAGUCUCUUUCUGCCCCCCUAACAACCCCUCCUGCAUGCUGGGCCGCCAGAACCGGCCCCUGGACCCCAAAGUCCUACGCACGCUUCGUGGCUUACUCCUGGAGCACCAUCCAGAGGGGACCGCGCUGCACCUGCUGUUGGUGGACUGCCAGGCUGCAGGCCUCCUGGGAGUGACCAAGAGUCAGCGAGGCGCCAUGGGGGUCGCCUCUGGCCUGGAGCUGCUCACACUUCCCCACGGGCAUUGCUUGAGGUUGGAACUGCUGGAGAGGCUUGAGGCCCUGGCGAUGGCCGGGGCGAUGGCGGUGCUGGGCUGCUCCGGGCCGCUGGAGGAGCGCGCAGCCGCACUGAGGGGCCUGGUGGAGUUGGCACUGGCCCUGCGGCCAGGGGCGGCAGGGGAUCUGCUCGGGCUGGCCGCGGUCAUGGGCGCCCUGCUCAUGCCCCAGGUGUCCCGGCUGGAGCGCACGUGGCGCCAGCUCCGACGGAGCCAUACGGAGGCGGCGCUGGCCUUUGAGCAGGAACUGAAGCCGCUGAUGCGGGCUCUGGAUGAGGGCUUAGGACCCAGCGACCCCGGCGAGGUGGCGCUGCCGCACGUGGCCCCCGCAGUGCGCCUGCUGGAGGGCGAGGAGCUCGCGGGGCCACUGGACGAGAGCUGCGAGCGGCUGCUGCGCACCCUGCAUCGGGCGCGUCAGGUGGCCCGCGACGCGCCCAAGUUCCGCCAGGCGGCGGCCCAGCGCCUGCGAGGAUUCCAGCCCAACCCGGAACUGAGGGAGGCCCUGACCACCGGCUUCCUGCGGAGGCUGCUCUGGGGCAGCCGGGGUGCGCAGGCGCCCAGAGCCGAACGCUUGGAGAAGUUCCAACAAGUCCUCAGCGUUCUGUCCCAGCGUCUGGAACCUAACUGCUGACUUCUUUACCCUGGGGACACCCGUGCUUUAGGGCCCCCGCAAGGGGACCAAAGAAGUUGCCCCAGAUCCCUCAAACAGCUGCAUGGUGGAGACCUACCCCCUGCCUCCUGUAAAAAACAGGUGGUUCCAAGGUUUGCAAGAAUCUGACCCCCAAAGAUGCACGUGGAUCCUCAGGUUGGAAGUGCGACGGCCUCCUCCAGAACACUACGUCUCUGGAGGCUACCACCACACCCCCACAUAAACACUACACAUACCCAUAGCUGGGACACUCAGAAAACAGGACUACAUGAGAAGCAGGUGGCCUUUCAUAGUAGCUGCACUUGCAGGUAUGGUAUCAGAGUUCAAAUUUGACUUGACCUCUGAAAAGCUGUGUGACUUCUAGCAGAUCACUUGACCUCUCUGUGCCAGCCUUCAACAUAAAAGUGUUUUCAAAUAAAAGCUCAUUGCUUAAGUGGGAUUGUGGCUGAAGAAUGCCUGGUACUCAGUAGGUGCUCAAUAAACGCUACUUGUUUUCAGUAGGCUGCAGGGCACACAGAAGGAAUAAAGUCUGUUGCCUUUCUUCCUCUACUGGAGUCACAAGCAACUCCCAGGUUCAC